UAGCUAGGCUCUGCCAAGGAAGCCCACUAAAUAAUCAUUCUCUGAAGAUCAUACAUCUAGAAAAAACUAUGGUAUACUUUCGAUGGGGCCUCUUGGAUUGGAUGGAAAGCCAGGACCUCCAGGAGCAAAAGGAGAUAAGGGUGAACAAGGAGACAUUGGCCCACGGAUGGCUUUUCCUCGCCUCAGUCAUGGAUUUCUCUCUGACCAGCAUAUUUUUAGCAGACGUAUCCUUAAGGGAGACCAAGGUAAAGAUGGUGCUGCUGGCCCACCUGGGCCUCCUGGACAGCCGGGUUCAAGAGGGCCCCCUGGAGACACAGGGAAAGAUGGUCCAAAGGGACCGCAAGGUCUUCCUGGUGAGAAAGGAGAAGCUGGUGUCAUGGGCGAACCUGGUAUUCCAGGAACAAAAGGUGAUGCUGGGACUUCAGGAGAACCAGGAGUUCAAGGACCAAAGGGAGAGCCAGGAACUUCUGGGCCACAAGGAGAGAAUGGUAUUCAGGGGCUGCCAGGGUCAAAGGGUGAACCAGGAAGCGUUGGCGAAAACGGAGAAAAAGGCAUAGAUGGGCUACCAGGGCCGAAGGGUGAGCCUGGUGAGAAGGGAGCAGAUGGAUAUAUCGGGCCAAGGGGACCUCCAGGCCUGAAAGGAGAACAGGGUGAUACAGUAGUAAUUGACUAUGAUGGUAGGAUCUUGGAAGCUCUCAAGGCUGUGGGGAAACCCAAAUUGACGGGGCCACCAGGGCCUCAAGGGGUUCAAGGGGAACCAGGGCCUCAAGGCGCUCCAGGACCAAAGGGGGAGCUUGGUUUGCCUGGUCCACCUGGAGUUGAUGGAGAGAGGGGCUUGAAAGGGUCAAAGGGAGAUCAAGGAAGCUCUGGACUAGAAGGACAGAAGGGAGAGAUUGGAGAAGUGGGCAUGAUUGGUUUACCUGGCCCCAAAGGAUUGAAAGGAGAGCAAGGAAACCCUGGAGUAAUGGGACAGAAAGGAGAGAUAGGAGAAAUGGGCUUAUCUGGUCCACCGGGUAUUGAUGGACCUAAAGGAGAACCUGGGACACCCUGUGAGCAAAACCUUAUCAUACCUGAACCAGGGCCUCCUGGUGUACCAGGUCUACCAGGUCCACCAGGUCCUAUGGGUCCUCAAGGAACACAAGGACAUAAGGGGCCUCAAGGAAGUCAAGGACAAAAGGGCUCAGAUGGUUCAAAGGGUUCAAAAGGUGAAAGUGGCCAUAAAGGUGAAAAAGGACCCCUUGGGCCACAUGGUCCUCCUGGCACUCCUGGACUUAUUGGUUUACCAGGUACCAAAGGGGAGAAGGGAAAGCCAGGGGAACCAGGAUUAGAUGGUUUCCCUGGCCUCCGAGGAGAAAAAGGAGAAAAAAGUGAAAGAGGAGAAAAGGGAGAAAGAGGAUUGCCAGGCAGAAAAGGAGCAAAGGGACAAAAAGGAGAACCAGGCCCUCCUGGAUUAGAUCAGCCUUGCCCAGUGUUCAUUUUUAAAGGGGAGCCAGGUUUACCAGAACUGGAUGGUGUGGAAAUGCUCUGUCCUUUGGGUCCAGAUGGAUUACCGGUACCAGGAUGUUGGCACAAGACACAGGCAGAAAAGGGAGAGAAAACGAAAAAGAAAAAAAAGAUUCAGCCCUAGAAAUUGAACAAACCUUGUGGAUGAACGUAGGAAGAAUUUCCAAUCUGGAAAGGUAACACAACUAUAGCCACACUUGUUGCUACUUGCUUCAACCUUGAAGAAACUAGUUUCAUCCUGGGUCACUCUGAUCCGUUUCAUGACCCGUGGCUGCUUCUCCUCCAGAAGAAAGCAUCAUCUCUGGGAAAAACCCCACUUCACAUCUUCAGUCUGUGACUAAAGUUUGAAAGAUUCCUUUGUGGAACUUUAUUUUACUGCAGAAAUUCAAAAACAUGGAACACUUCAACUAUCAAAUCUUUUUUUAUUUUAAUAAAAUGAAGGAUACGUUGUAAUAUUCAUCUCAAUGUAUAGAUUUGAAAAAUAAUAAUUUUUGCUUUAAAAACAAAAAUCCUAUCAUGGCUGCUCUCUUUUGCAAACUUGGAAAAGAUACCCAUUGUGCUGCUUAUUCUUCUGGAAUAACAGAACUCAAUAAAUACGAAAAAUGUUAUUCCCACCAACCCACCAGUGAGUGUUCAUCACACCCAUUUAAUAUGAAUGUUUCUAUUGUAAUAUAUAAGAUUAUAAGAGCAACGUGAAACAACCUAUUGUUAAAGCAUUUGUAAUUAACCUGGUGAUAGAAAUGGCUCUUUUCAGAAGGAAAAAAGCUGAGCUCCACAUUUUAUGCAAAUUAUAUUUGUUACAGGUACAUCUUUCCUGCUUCAAAAAAGUUUGCAUAAAAAGCCAAAUAUCUCUAUAUACAACACUGUAUUAUUUCAGUCCCAAAACUGCAUCUAUGAAAUUAUAUUAAGUGGAUUAUGACAUCGUUCAAUAUAAAAUCCAUUCUAGUUAUUGUAGUUAUAAUUCAGUUACUAAUUCCAAAAAAAUUCACCUUCCUCACAAUGGUCUGGAGAUUCUGCUUAUAACAAGCAGAGAUUUCUACAGUUUCCCACAGUCUACUAAUAUCAUUGGAAGAAAGUAGUGUUCUUGCUUAGGAGAACAUCUACAUGGUCAUUGUUCUCUCUAAGAGACAUUGCAUUGGCCAGUACUGUUCUUUGACUGGCAGCCUGCAAGACUGCCAGCUUACUUGCACAAAGGGAGCAGGGAUUUUUGCCAUUUGACCUUUCUGUAUCAAGACCCAGAGGAUAUCUUAAGCCUUGGGAGAAAUAGCAAGUGUUGCCUCUUCCUUUCACCAGAAUUAGCCCAUUAAACCAGAAUUUCAAAUAAAAUAUUGAAUAGUUAUAUCAGUAGUCUUUCACAGACAGUAGCUCUCCCAUUCAUAAAAAUCUUCUGGGAUGCAACUGAAUCACGUAACCUGCCGUAGGUUUCAAAUUACAAGUUUUGAUUAUUCAAUAUUUUAUUCAAAGUAUAAAAUGCUGAAGAGCUAAACAAUCUUAAAAGAUGCUUGUUUUCCAAGGUCACAAAGUUUCAUGAACUCCAAAAUGAAUGCAAAAAGAUUUGAGGAAUAAUUUUGUAAUUUUUGCCUAGAAAGAUGUACGAACAGAAAUUAUUCCUGUUUAACCUGAUAGCAAUUCCUUUAUGGCUAAUCAGAAUAUUGUUUGAAAUUCUCAAGCACCAGCAAAAAUCAGUUUAAUUACAAUGGUACAAUUAGCAUUAACAUGAUAUAGAAACCAAGAGGCAUUGUAAUGUAUGGUUUUAACCAUACGUAGAAAGAAAGCAUGUUUUUCCCUUCUCAUUUUAUCUUAGUACUAAUUGGUUUUAUCCUGAUUCUCAGUUUUAGCCCUCAUUCCCAAAAAUAAAUUUAAGGAUGUCCAAAAAUACUGAUUGGCAUUACUGAUUUGAAUUUAUUUCAGGAUGAUGCAAUGGCUCCCCAUUUGUAUAGACAGGGCCCCUAUUCUAUGAAUCUUUGGCAGGAAUGUCUGUUCUUUCUGUUGUAAAUGUUUUUAAAGUACUCUAGACAAGCUUCAAUACUUUAAACUACUGUACAAGUCUUCACAGGAGAAGAUGCACAAGUUUCUUAAAAUUUGAGAUUAUAAAGUUAACAUUGCUUCACUGUGUUAAUUCAUUUGGUUGUCGAAGUUAGUUUAUGGUUUUUUUGAGGCCUAUAUGACAUUUAGUUUUGUAUAGCAUUAAACAUCAGUUUAGUUAAAUGAAGAUAUAACUGAAUUAAGAAAGAGAAGUUAAAUAUUAUGACUUCCUAGUCUUUCUCUUCCACUCUUACCAUGGCAAGAUAUUUCAUUCAUUCUUAUUUUAAUACUAUAUAUCUGCUACUCUUCUUAACAAAAAUAGAGCACAUAGUAGUUUAGGGAAAGUACACAGAAGGUAUGAGGGAAUUAAGUUCAGGCCCAUGUUUUCAGCACAGAACCAGGAAAUUCUCAAGAUGGGGAUAUCAUUCAUAAUGAUAAUUUUCCAACUUUUAUGAGAACUCUAAAAAUAUCUUGUUAAAAACUCAAUGCCUCUUUGAUAUUUCCCCUGUUAAAAGAAAUCUUCCCUUUCUACACCGCUGUAAGGAUUUGGCAAAAAUGCAUUAAUUUUAAAUAAUUUUAGGUAGCACUGGUUGAGAGGUCCUGAGGCUUAUUCUAGUUAAGAACUCCAACUCGGAUUAGGGGGAAGAAAAUGGCAGUUGUAAACUAAUUUGACAAUUAAAAAACAAAGCACAGUAUGCUCAGCCACCUCUCAUAUGUCCUUGGAUUACGCUCCCUACUUAUUGUUAUUAGAAAAUUCUGGUACAAAAAAACUUUGCCAGAUGGCCCUCCCUCAACAUGUAUGGUAUGAAAGUCCAUAGUGUCCUAUAUCUUCCAGAAUAUUUUCUCACACAUUCAUAUCUUGCACCUAUUACAUAGAAACUGUAGCAAUAUAUUAAUAAUUUAACAAUUAAUAUGUAUCACAGUAUGAGUUUUAAAUCUCAUCCUAAGCAAAAGAUUUAUGAAAGAAAAUAUGUGGAUGUUUUUCUGCCAGAUAACUCUGAAAUUAGUUUAAUUUCAUGGUAGCUAGUGAGAUUCUUUGCAUAUUCCUUUCAAAAUAUUUAUCAGUGUCACAUUUUGUGGUAUGGAUAAUUGUGGGGAAACUAUUCUAAAGUGCUGAAAAUAAUAAAAUGUUGAAUGUUAGCAGGCAUUUUUCUCCUAGAAUACUCUCAUUUCAGUUAAUGAGAUUAGUUUUUGGUUUAGCAUUUAGUAAUUUUUUAAGGAAAUUGCAUCAGAAUAAAGAUACAAAAAACAAAGUAAAGAAAACUACCAAUAAAACACAAGCAAAAAUGUUAUGGAAAAAAUGAUUCUUUGGAUAUUCUUUUUAAAAAAUUUAUCAGGAUGAUUGUCUGGUUUGGGGGAUCAAAACAAUUAAAAUGAUGAAUACACAAAAAAGAGGCGUAUAUAAAGGGAUUUUGAUUGCUUCAUUGUGGCCAUCAUCUUGACAUUUUUUAGCUCCUUCCUGAGUACAUCCUCAUUUAGCAGUACUAUAUAUUUUAGUAAACGAAAUGAGUCUUGAAAAUAAUAAGAUGAAUAGAAAUAUCCUACUUAUUCUAUGUAAGGAUAGUUAAGUUGGCAAAUCACCGUUAGAUGUUAGCAGAAUUGAACAUGAUAAACAAGUGGCAUUAUCUUGGAGAAAGAACUGUUAACUAAUACCCAGACAACAUAUUUAUCUCGUUUGUAGCACCAUUUUACAGUUUUCAUUUUUGGGGAUAAUCUUUGAACAUAUCAGCUUAAUCCAACUAUCCUUUAUAUAAUAUCCACAUUAUAGUGUAGUAACUCUCAUCUAAAAAAUGAUAUUGAAUUACCCUGUUUCCCCCGAAAAUAAGACAUCCCCUGAUAAUAAGCCCAGUCGAGCUUUUGAGUGCAUGUGCUAAAAUAAGCCCCCUCCGAAAAUAAGCACUCCCCAAAAAUACUUAAAUGCAUGUGCAGCCGGUCCCUGCCAUUUCCUCUGGUUAGGGUUAGGGAGACAGUACUGGAAAUUAGGUAAGACGGCAAAAGGAGCCCCGUCUUGCUCCACGUGCCCCAAAAUAAUAAGACCUCCCCGAAAAUAAGGCCAAGCGCUUAUUUUGAGGUUCAAAAAAAUAUAAGACAGGGUCUUAUGUUUGGGGAAACACGGUAGUCACUCAAAAAGUCUUCCGUUGUAAUGUCCUGUGAAGUUAUUAAUAUUGAAAUAUAAUAAUUAUAUACUUAUUUGGUAUUAUCUUCUGGUAAUACAGAACAUACUCAGUAACUGACAUUUAUUGACUAAAUUAAUUUGGAGUGGUAGGCAGUUAUAUAAAUAAAAACUUACCAUAUAAAUCUCUUGAUCUUACUUUACUACACAAAUGAGCUGUAAAACAUAUACAGAUAGAAAUUCUUGACUUGCAGCCAAUCAAUAGAUCUGAAAAUGGGACUGACGACCAGAUUUGAAGUUCCAAUGUCCUCCCCCAUGGUCAGAAGACCGCAUUUUGGGCACUUGGCAACUGGCUCGUAUUUAAAGCUAUGUGCAGUACCCCAUGGUCACAUGACUGUAAUUUAAUAUGCUUUUGCCAGAAACUGGUAUUUAUUUCCAAUUUCCAACAAAAGCACCUUAUAGUGAACAAUAUGGUCACAACAUUUUUUAUAAAAUUUGGUCAAGUUGUGAUGACCUGCUUUAUGACCCUUACAAUUUAUGACCAAAAUUGUGGGCUCUGUUACUAAGUCAAGGAGUAGCUUGACUUUAGCGUAGCUCUGAAUGAAUUAAGUAUAUAUUAUCUAUUCAUAACUAGCGCAAAUUAAUCCUCAAUAAAGUCUUAUUGAAGAAAUAGAAUUGGUGAAACAUAAUAUACAUGAUUUAGAUUCUCAUGCUGAAGCGUCUACAGACUUGAUAGCAUUUAAUUUGGGUUCUAUCAUGUCUAUUUUCUCAAUACAGUGUUCAGCCACGAUUAGCUUUAACCCAAAACAAAGCGUUAAAAAUCUUUUAAACCAAUUCCAAAUUUGAUCUAAACUUCAACUACUGAUUUAUAAAUGUAGGACUCAAAUGGAGGGGAAUGUCUCACAAUCAAUUUAUUCAUGGUGUUUUGCAAACCUUUUGCAUUUAUUCCACACAUACAUUGUUGCUACUACAAAAAUAAUUGUUCUGCCUUUUGACUCAGUUCAGCUGAAAUUAGAUUGAAAUCCCACUUAUUUGCCCUUUAGAUUUCUAAGGAAACUUCAAUAUAAAACAAUAGCUUAGCCCGACAUGUGUGAGAAUUUACUGCUGUUAUUAAUAACUCAUCAGCACUAUGCACUGCCUAAAGCCAGAGGCUGUUGGACUAUAACUUCUGUCUACAGCAUCCAUAACUGGCUAAGGCUGAUAGGAAUUCAGACAGAUUUGGUGAAUCAGAUCUUGUCCUAGCAGGCAGAUCCAACAAGAGUUACUUGUAUCACCUGAGGAUCUGGUGACUCUCUUGAAAAUAAGAAGGAUGAAUGGAUGAAUAGAUGGAUAAGCAUCUCAGUUACCUGUUACUGAAUCAUGCUCUUCCAGAUAUCAUUUUCUAUUCCUGUCUGCUAGCAGACCCAGAUGUUCAGGUAGUACAAGUCAGAGGACUGGCUUCUAGUCCAGAUUUGAGAAUAUGUUAAGCAGCUACCUUGGCUAUACCUAACUCAUUACCAGCAAUGCAUGCAAGGGAAGUUAUCUUUGUCUUUCUCCACCACACAUUCUCCAAAGAUAACCUGGAAUGUCUUUCCUCCACUUCCCAAAUCUCUCAACUAGAUUUGAGAAUUGCAGGAAGAUAAAUUCAGUCAUGGUGGGUGGAUACAAUAUCUAAACUGUGUCAGGGUAAGAUGCAUUAAUUCAAACUUCCUUCAUUUCAGCUUAAGCUGAAUAGGUAUAAUAUAAAUGUGGUAUCUAAUUUUUUAAACUGACCAUCUACAUUUUAUUUUCGUGCAAAUAAUCUCAAGGCAUUAAAUAAAUUAGACACAGAUACAAGGCAAACAUAACUGUGAAUGUAAUUCAUGUUUAUAUUGGAAACCCUCUUCUGAGAUUCAAAAAAAUGUAAAGCUUUGUUUCAAAACAAAGAGGGUAAUAUUUUAUACAGCAGUCAUAUCUCACUGUUACUGAUUUCUUUGUAUAAUUUCUAAUGUGUACAUGCCAAAAGAAGUGGUAUAUCUAGCUGUAAUAUAGGGGAACAAUUAUUUUUUAAAUGAAGGCAUUAAUACAGUAUUACUCAUUAUUAAGAAUUGUACUGCUUGUUCUGUAAAUUUUACAACAAUCACUGCAUUAUCUGGCAGUGUAUCGAUUGUUUUGUGUUUUAAUCUGUAGUAAGAGUUGAUACUUGAACAGUUUUAAAAUAAACUGCUUCUUGUACCGAU
This is a messenger RNA of Pantherophis guttatus, 7839 nucleotides long. The record is from RefSeq and is a predicted model, not a curated record. NCBI's taxonomy places the organism in Eukaryota, Metazoa, Chordata, Lepidosauria, Squamata, Colubridae.